AUGCCUCCUCUGGUUCUUCCUCGUCGUGAUAUUCCAUGGUGGUUUUCUGUUGAUUUUGGCACUGAGUCACUGUCAUUUGUUAUUGAUGAGCUGUUAUUGGCACAAGUCUCAGGCCUGAGUCAGUCGGUAGCAGCUCAGUCCAAGAAGCUCUGCCACUUUUCCAUUCGUUCCCCGACUAAGCCGGGCUUGCAGUUGAAAGCCGCGGCUUACGUAUUGCCGGAACUAGCAGGCAAUCUCCCUUCAUAUCCAAUUCUGCUAAGUGCGUUGCGAGAUUUGCCGAACCUGCCAUUAGCUGAUCCCACCUUCUAUGAGAGCUCGCAGAUAGAUGUCCUGAUCGGAGCCGAUAUCCUUCCCUCCAUCCUUCUGAGCGGUUCACAGACCGACAUUUGUGGCUCUCUCCUUGGGCAGGAAACGAUUUUCGGGUGGUUGCUUACUGGUCCGGUGCCCAGUGCCCCCCCGAACCGAAUCGCAUCUUUCUCCACACAAGUGUCCAACGUCCUCGAUGCUCCAUUAGACAAGCUCCUCACAAAGUUUUGGGAGGUGGAGGAUCUACCAACCAAGGCAACAAGCGGAAAAUACAUGGUAACCCUACCAUUCCGCGACCCGGGUCAUCUCGGGUCUGGCCUAGGGUAUUCAAGGUCCAUCGCACUAGCCCAGUUCUUAAGGAACGAGAAUCGGCUGAAGAGAGAUUCGCCGUUGCACGAACAGUACGUUUCCGUAAUCCAAGAAUACUCAGAUCUGGGCCACAUGACAGAGGUCCCUCCGAGCCACGACUCCAACAACUACUAUCUCCCUCACCACGCAGUAAUCAAACCCGAUAGCACUACAACGAAGCUUCGUGUGGUGUUUAACGCAUCCAGCCCAUCCGCGAACGGAACGAGCUUGAAUGACCUCCUUCACGCGGGCCCGGUCCUACAAUCCGAUUUGACCCUUCAGAUUCUGAAAUGGCGCUACUUCCGAUAUGCGUUCAACGCCGACAUCACCAAAAUGUACCGUCAGAUUUGGAUGGAUCCAGAACACACUCGUUUCCAGAGAAUAUUGUUUCGAAACGCAGAGGGGGAAAUUCGUGAUUACGAAUUGAAAACCGUCACCUUUGGCGUCAACUGCGCCCCCUUUCUCGCCAUUCGAGUCCUUCAACAGCUUUCCAACGACGUCCAAUCGCAAUUCCCCAGGGCUAGUCAUAUCAUUCGGCACUUUAUGUACGUCGACGAUGUCCUCGCCGGCGCUGACUCCACACAGGAGGCUCAGCUAGCCAUCCGCGAAUUACAGGCCGCCCUCAGUUCGGCAGGUUUUCCGCUACGAAAAUGGACAGCCAACCACAAGGACGUAUUGGCCGAGAUUCCGAGUGACCACCUCCUUCACACUGAUUUCCUGGAGAUUGACGCACAGAGCACGGCAAAGACCCUCGGCAUUCGCUGGAAAGCGACCUCCGACGAGUUCUUCUUUGUUCCUCCGGUGCUCUCGCUUGAGUCAUCCUACAGCAAGCGAGAAGUCCUCUCGCAGAUAGCGAAACUGUUUGAUCCUGCAGGGUGGCUGGCACCGUUCAUCGUCCGCUCCAAGAUCUUCAUGCAGGAAAUUUGGUUGCAGGAACUGGAGUGGGACGAGAACCUUCCCAACGAACUGUGUCAAUACUGGCAAGCCUUCCUGCGUAGCUACUCCUGUCUCACCAAGAUCCGUAUCCCAAGGUGGAUUGGUUCCCAGCCAUCCGUUAAGGUGGAGCACCAUGGGUUCUGUGAUGCCUCAGAAAAGGCUUACGGCGCCGCGAUUUAUGUUCGCGUUGAGAUGGGCCAGCGUAUCGACGUGCAUCUACUGGCAGCGAAGACACGAGUUGCGCCCGUAAAAACCGUAUCGCUUCCCCGGUUAGAGCUGUGCGGGGCCGUGCUUCUAGCCGAAAUGGCGACGGCUAUCCUGCCAAGUAUGCCGACGACAGGGUCUACCUGUUACUACUGGACAGAUUCCACAAUCGUUCUCGCCUGGUUGAACAAGCCUGCAUGCCAUUGGACCACCUUCGUGGCCAAUCGAGUGACGAAAAUCGCUCAAACCACCGAGACCCAAAAGUGGUCUCAUGUUCGCUCCGAGCACAACCCGGCGGAUUUAGCCAGUCGGGGGGUUCCUCUACAGGAUCUGGUUGACAACCAUCUCUGGUGGCAUGGGCCCUCGUGGUUACAGCAACCACGCUCUCAAUGGCCGCUCCAAGAUCAGGAAACCCCCGUCAUAGACCUCGAGCAGCGGGCUGUGAAAGUCCAUUUCACAACCAGCCCACCCGAAGACUUCCUCGAGCGAUUCUCCACGCUUGAAAAAGCUCUACGAGUCCGCGCCGGAGAAAUUAACCAGGCUGAACGAACUCUUAUCCUAGAAACUCAGCGCCGAGAAUAUUCUCAAGAGUAUCACUCCUUACGUGAGAAGCGUCCAGUGCCUCGAUCAAGUUCUAUCCUGAAUUUGAAUCCGUUUAUGGAUCAACAUGGGGUCAUACGCUCCUGCGGCCGUGUAUCUACGGCGCAAGGGCUGAAGUAUGACGAGCGACAUCCCAUAAUUCUUCCGUAUAACUGUCGUUUGUCGCGACUCCUCACGCAGUUCACACACCGGAUCACUCUUCACGGGGGCAGCCAAUUGAUGGUGCGACUUAUCCGAUCCAAGUAUUGGAUUCCACGGAUUCAGAAGCUGAUGAAGGGUGUCGUGAACUCUUGCAAAGUGUGCCUUAUCCACAAAAGGAAGUUGCAAACUCAACUGAUGGGGGAUCUCCCCAGGGAGCGAACUUCAUUCUCCCGACCUUUCACGCACACCGGAAUUGACUACGCCGGUCCCUUCGAAAUCCGCAACUACACAGGGCGGGCGUGCCUUAUUACCAAGGGGUAUGUGUGCGUGUUCGUGUGUUUCUCCACGAAGGCUAUUCAUUUGGAGCCUACGUCCGACCUCACCACCGAGAAAUUUCUCGCUGCCUUCGCGCGGUUCGUCGCGAGACGAGGCUGUCCACAGAGUAUCCACUCCGAUAACGGCAAGACCUUUGUGGGCGCAGCCACAGUACUGGCCCGUGAUUUCCUAGAAGCAUUUAAGGACUCUGUGAUUGAUGCGUAUAGUCACCAAAGGGUCUCGUGGAAAUUCAUCCCACCAGGGGCCCCACAUAUGGGGGGACUUUGGGAAGCCGGAGUGAAGAGCUUCAAAACCCUGUUCUAUAAGGCCACGUCCACUCGUAGAUACACCUUCGAGGAGCUCUCCACGCUUCUCUCGAAAAUAGAGGCGUGCCUUAAUUCCAGACCGCUCUCGCCUAUGUCCGAAGAUCCGACGGAGUUACUGGCCCUAACUCCCGGGCAUUUCCUUACGGGGGGACCCUUAAUGGCGACGGCGGAGCCAGAAGUUAAGGGUGACCUCACCUCGAUCAUAAAUCGAUGGCAACAUCUGAAGGCACUCAACCAACAGUUCUGUCGUAGGUGGAAAGAGGAAUACCUCAAGGAACUCCACAAGCGGACCAAAUGGCAAACGCCCACGCCCAAUCUGCAGAUUGGUGAUAUGGUCGUCGUCAAGGAAGACAACUUGCCGUCUAAUGAAUGGCGUCUCGGACGAAUCCAUUCCGUGUACCCCGGCGCCGACGAUCGGGUCCGUGUAGUCGACAUCCUCACUGCACGGGGGGUCCUCAAAAGGCCCGUCGCAAAGGUCGUUCUUCUGUCCGUAGAACCUCCUCGCUCCAUCCAACAUUAACGAAGAGCGUGCGCGUCCCCGCU
Messenger RNA from Drosophila obscura, 3719 nucleotides. RefSeq lists its product as uncharacterized. Bases 1 to 3696 code for a protein of 1231 amino acids. The transcript is spliced from 5 exons. The record is from RefSeq and is a predicted model, not a curated record. Gene Ontology annotation, molecular function: nucleic acid binding. NCBI's taxonomy places the organism in Eukaryota, Metazoa, Arthropoda, Insecta, Diptera, Drosophilidae. Gene Ontology annotation, biological process: DNA integration.